Lithohypha guttulata is the source of this 5271-nucleotide messenger RNA. RefSeq names its product Ubiquitin fusion degradation protein 4 (gene UFD4). Gene Ontology annotation, molecular function: ubiquitin protein ligase activity. The record is from RefSeq and is a predicted model, not a curated record. NCBI's taxonomy places the organism in Eukaryota, Fungi, Ascomycota, Eurotiomycetes, Chaetothyriales, Trichomeriaceae. The transcript is spliced from 2 exons. Gene Ontology annotation, cellular component: nuclear speck. Gene Ontology annotation, biological process: proteasome-mediated ubiquitin-dependent protein catabolic process; protein polyubiquitination. The coding region runs from base 1 to 5271 and encodes 1756 amino acids.
AUGUCUAGCAAUGGCUAUUCUCAAGAAAAGGCUACUGAAGAUGAGCCUCUGACCAAAGCUAGGUCCACUAUAAAGUACAAUGAAGACAACCCCAAGCAAUCCUCGUCCAAGUCCUCCUCUCGAGGCCCCUCUGGCCGUUCCAGUAAGAAAGCCUCUGCCAACGUGCCACUGCGGCAGAAAGACACUUCUUCAACCGACACCUCACAAGAACAUUCACCUCCAUCACAACCUACCUCGGGUCGAAAAUUGAGAAAGAAGCACGCCAGAAAGGACAAUGAUGUGGACAUGAAAGACGAUGAAGAUUCCAAGGUUCCCAAGCGAGAAAAAGAUUCAACUACUCCCUCUACCCAUCGAGAAAGCAACUCAGACAUGUCACCAGAUCCCCCAGACGAUGGUCAUGACCCCUUCUCAACUGCUCUGUUUGGCAAUGCUGGUCCAGCAGGUCUAUCUAGCACUUUGCGGGCUCUGAGCGGCAUGAUGACUGGUAUGGCUUCCAGGUUCAGAGACAUCCUCAACAACUUGCGUAGGAACGACGAUUCGAUGAUGCAGAUGAUUGCAUUGGAGGAACUCUCAAACCUGCUGCUGGUCUCCAACGAGGACAAUCUAUCGGGUCAAUUCUCACCAGAUCCUUACGUCAAGGAACUUGUCACCUUGAUGCAACCAAAUCCUCUCACUGGGGAGGAAAAUCCUGAGAUCAUGCUCUUGGCUUCCAACCUGAUGGAGGCACUGCGAGGCUCAGUGGCAAACGUGGUCUACGGGGGUGCUGUGCCUAUCCUAUGCCAGAAGCUCCUCGAUAUCCAGUACAUUGACGUUGCGGAACAAGCAUUGAGCACUCUGUCCAAGGUCUCUCUAGACUUUCCUGCCUCCAUCGUCCGUGAAGGUGGCCUCACUGCUUGCCUUCAGUACCUCGAUUUCUUUGCCACUGGCACUCAGCGAACUGCUGUCACCACUGCCGCCAAUUGCUGUCGCAAUAUCCCUCAUGAUUCCUUCGCUGUCAUCCGCGACGUCAUGCCUAUCCUGCAGAACGUACUUGUGGGCCACGAUCAAAAAGUUGUUGAACAAGGUUGUCUUUGCGUCACCCGAAUCGUCGAUAGCUUCAAGUACAGCCCCGAGAAGUUAGAGCAGCUGGUCGAUCCUCCCUUGUUACAAGCCAUCCUCGGCCUGCUUCUUCCAGGUACCACCAAUCUUAUUGGUGCGAAUAUCCAUACCGAAUUCCUUCGUGUCCUGGCGAUCGUCUCUAGAAACAGUCCCCGCUUGUCAACUGAGUUGCUCAAGCUAAAUGUCGUGGAUACGCUUUAUCAGAUAUUGACUGGAGUGUCUCCACCUAGCGAUACAGCAGACGCAGCCUCUGCCAUUGACAGUGUCGUUAUCAUGCAGACUCUGAUCCAUCGCCCACGAGAGCAGAUUUACGAAGCUCUCAAUGUGAUAUGCGAACUGCUGCCUCGCGUCAGCAUUGAAGGAGUAGAUGACCAUCUUUCGUCCGACAGUGAGGGACCUUCUGGAAAGACCAAGCAGCAGGAGAGACUACGACUGCUUCAGGGAUGCAAAACCCAGACCCGAAGAUUUGCAAUGGUAUUGCUUCCCGCCCUGACUGACGCCUAUUCAAGUACUGUGAACCUUAGCGUUCGACAAAAGGUGCUCACCGCUCAACUAAAAAUGUUGUCCAAUCUAGACACAAAGGUCAUCGAAGAUGCACUCCGACCUGUAUCCUACGCAUCCUUCCUAGCUUCUAUCCUGUCGCAAGAGGACCAUCCGAGUCUUGUCAUGUUUGCUCUGCAAGCUUCUGAAUUGUUGUUCCAAAGGCUUGAAGGAAUUUAUCGCUAUCAGUUCUACCGUGAAGGCGUCAUUGGAGAGAUCAAGAAGCUCGCGGCACGUGCGAGCGAAGUCGAAGCCCGAACGACACUCGGAAAGAGUAGCCAAGCUUCCAUCAAUAGUGAUCCUGCUAACAACCACGGAACUGAUGGCGCAGGUGACCCAGAGUCGGAUGGCGAGGGAGACGAUGGACAUGACGACCAUGAGGAUGAUGAGGAUGACGAAAUCGGAGAUGAUGAUAUUGUUAUCAGGGAUGAAGCUGACAUUGAUGACGACAGAAGUUCUGACUCAGAACCCGAAGACAUUCCUGCACCACUCGCAAUCUCUGGAGUUAAGGACCUUGUCGUGUUGCGAGCAAAAGCCUUUCUCGACAAGUAUGAUACCAACAGUGGGAAAGAGUUACGAGAAAAGGCAGAACAAAUCCGACAUGAUCUUCAGGACUUAGCAAAUACCACUCGUGAGCACUACACUGGGACUCAUACCGACGCUUCAGGACGAGCUCUCUUCGAUCGAUUGGCACGAUACUUUGACGGAGACGCACUUGAGAGCAUCACAAGCUCCGAGCUUCUAGAUUCUGGUAUCAUUCGACUGCUCAACGACAUCCUCAAGAUUAACACAGAGCUUUCUGGAAAUGCAAGAGGUGACUUUAUUGCUGCCUUUAUGGGUCAGGCGAAUGUGGCCAAGAUUAAGACAACCACUGCAUCCUCGCCGUUAACCGCGUUCACGGUCCUUGUAAGCAAGUUACAGGACCUACUUAGCAGAGCAGAACAUUUCGAGGUCCUCACCGUUAACAGCAACGCGUCAGAAAACAGUCGCAGCAGCUCAACAUCACUGCUGUCUAGACAAAUUCGGCUGCAGUUGAAAGCCGAUGAGAACAGCAAUAUUCCGCAGAACUUUCGAGACAUGAUAGUGUCCAUACACGCUAUUGCCACAUUCAAAGCUCUGGAUGACUACUUGCGGCCCAGAGUGACUUUGUCAGAACGACCGCCAUCGGAUCGCAGCAGAAGCCGUCGAGACAUGCUACAACAGCUUGCGACUGCGCGUAUGGCACAGUUGUCGGGCGCUGCUGAAUCUGGUCUCUUUUCGCCUUUCGGUACUGAGUUAGGUUCUCUACCAGGCUCUUCUAGCCAGCAAACAAAUUGGUCGAAUUCUCAAUCACGACCACAAUCGACCUCGUCUCAGCCUAAAGAAGAGUCGGCUAGACCAGCUAAGACAACACGGCGAAGAUCAAGCCGCAAGAAUCCUGCUUCAGACGAUACUACGUCCGCUCCACAACAGCCUCCUGAGCCUAGCACAGAGGACAGCUCCUCAAAGCUCGAGAUUGUGGAUGAGAAGCACGUCGAAGAUGACGACACAAAUGAAGUGCUCGGUGCGGCAGAUAAUGUGGACCCAAUCUUGGGAGAGGUUAGAGAUGACGGAUCUGACGAUGGACAUGAACCUGAUGCUGUGAAUAUGGAGGUCGGUUCAGGUGGCACCCUCACAGCUCGGCGCGAGGACGGCUCUCGAGUCUAUACACCACGACAGCCAGGCACGCCAGUCGCGACAGGCCGUAAAGCAUCUUUAGAUCAUUCACCUGUUGCACCAAGACCCGCAUCUGUUCAGAAGCGUCCUUCGACCUACGCAGCUGUAACCAGCGCUCCCCAAGACUGGCAUAUUGAAUUCAGUGUGGACGGCAAACCAAUACCGGAGAAUAUAACCAUCUACCGAGCUGUCCAUCACAACCGUGAACAAUUCAAUGAUGCAACUGGCAGAACAGUAUGGGCAGGCAUCCACGAAAUCAAGUUUCGACGUGUGGCAGGACCAGCACCAGUAGCCAAGCUUUCUACGUCCGAGGAAGAUACUCACGUACGCAAGCAUGAUGGUCUUCCUCCGUCGCUGGCAGGACAUCCCAUCACCUCUUCGAUCUUAACGCUAUUAGGAACACUGCACGAACUUAACGCAGGUCUUGACGAUGUGCGAGAAGCACUUGGACGUACUGGCAUUGACUUGACUCCGGAACCACUUGCUUCAUUUAUCAACACGAAGCUUACUGCCAAGAUGAAUCGCCAGCUUGAAGAGCCAUUGAUUGUGGCCUCAAAUUGUUUGCCGGAUUGGGCAGAAGAUCUUGCAAGAUCAUUUCCCUUCCUGUUCCCCUUUGAGACUCGACAUCUUUUCCUUCAAUCCACGUCAUUUGGAUAUUCUAGAUCUAUCACGCGAUGGCAGAAUUCCCAAGAAAAUGAUGAUAGGCGAGAUCGUCGUCGUGACGAUCGUCCACUAAUGGGUAGACCUCAACGUCAGAAGGUUCGUAUCUCAAGGACCAAAAUGCUCGAGUCCGCAAUGAAGGUUAUGGAUCAUUUCGGUGCCUCGCCUAGUAUACUCGAGGUGGAGUAUUUCGAUGAAGUUGGCACUGGUCUAGGCCCGACACUGGAGUUCUAUUCAACAGUCUCAAAAGAGUUUGCCAAGAAGCAGUUGAAGUUAUGGAGAGAAAACGACACAGUAUCAGGCGACCAGUAUGCGUUUGGAAAGAACGGACUUUUUCCUGCUCCGCUUAGUGAAGCCGACCAAGCGACCGAGAAAGGCAAGAAGAUUCUACAGGCCUUCAAAAUGCUCGGGAUGUUUGUCGCGAGGUCAAUGCUCGACUCACGUAUCAUUGAUGUCUCCUUCAAUCCCACAUUUUUCAAGGUUGGUGAGGAUAGUAGCCUGUCAAUUGCUAUGCUGCGGAGCAUUGAUCAAGACCUGGCAAACUCAAUGGCACAAUUACAAGCGUAUGCAACACGACGCGCGAAUAUUGAGGCUGAUUGGGCAAUGAGUAUGGAUGCGAAAGCUAUUGCUCUUGAAAACCUUACGAUUCGAGGUGCAUCUCUGGAGGAUCUUGGGCUUGACUUCACUCUGCCAGGCUAUCCACAAAUCUUGAUGGUUGAGAAUGGCUCUGAUGUCGACGUCACGAACGAGAACAUUGCUCUUUACAUCCACAAAGUCCUCGACUUCACACUUGGAGCGGGUGUACGAGCACAAAUCAAAGCUUUCCAGAAUGGCUUUUCGCAGGUCUUCCCAUACACAUCCUUAAGAGCGUUCACAUCAAAUGAGCUUGUGAUGCUUUUUGGUCGUAUCGAAGAAGACUGGUCUAUGGAAACACUUAUGGAUUCUAUCAAAGCAGAUCAUGGCUUCAACAUGGAUAGCAAGAGCGUGAAGAAUUUGUUACAAGUCAUGAGUGAGCUCAGCGCUGCACAGAGACGUGACUUCUUGCAGUUCAUCACAGGUAGCCCAAGGUUACCUAUUGGCGGUUUCAAGAGUCUCACGCCAAUGUUCACAGUCGUGUGCAAGCCGUCGGAGCCCCCAUACACCAGCGAUGAUUACCUGCCAAGUGUGAUGACUUGUGCAAAUUAUCUGAAACUGCCAGAUUACUCGGACGUUGCUGUAUUGAAGAAUAAGCUGGGUACUGCGAUCAAGGAAGGACAGGGCGCUUUCCAUCUAUCGUAG